UCUCUUCUGUCACAUCUAAGGCUUGCAUCUUCAAACCAAACUGUGAUGUGGAGAAAGAGUUUUCUUGUGUUUCUUCUCUCUUAUUGGGCUCUAAAAGCUGCACUGGAUAGUGAGAAAACGACAGAAACAAACACUUGUUUUCCAGAAUUCACUUCUCCAUGUUUGGACUCAAAAACGAAUGUAAUCAUCAAGGGUCAAAAUGUAUCUCUAAUUUGUUCCAACCAGAACAAAUCACUACAGAUCACCUAUAGUUUGUUUCGGCAUAAUAAAUACCUAACAAGCAGGUGUGGGAAAGGUGAACCCGUGACUUUUAACCUAAGCAUCACAGAAGACCAGGAGUUGGGACCCUACAAAUGCAAAGCCGAAGUUUCCAACUGUACAAAAUACAGUCGCGAGUUUAACUUCACAUUUGCCGACCCAGUGACCACACCAGUGCUGAAUGUUACAGUUGUUCAAACAAAACCGGACCUAUAUAUGACACUACACUGCAUCACAUUCAAUGGCUCUCUGCCCAUCAGUUAUACUUUCUUUGCAAAAGGCAUCGCCAUAUCACCCGUUAUUUCCACGUACAAAAGGGAGCCUGCAGAAUUUAAUUUAACCAAGAACAACAUUGGAGAAGUGGAAGAGUAUAGCUGUGAAGCUAAAAACAGUGUGCCUAACCGUGCAAAAUACAGUCAAACCUUCCGCAUGCCCUCAAGAGGUGGAGACAGCUGUCCUUUGUGCCUGCAGUUACUGCUUCCGGGGUUAUUACUGGUGCUAGUCGUAAUAAUCCUAAUUCUGGCAUUUUGGAUACUACCAAAGUACAAAGCAAGAAAAGCUAUGAGAGAUAAGGUGCCCAGACACCCUGGAGAUACACCCAUGGAAGGUGGAAUAUAUGCAAAUAUCUAUGAAAAUCAAGCAGAUAAGGAGUCUGUGCCAGACUUGGAACCAAGGCCAUGUGUUUCCACAGCCCAAGACGAAACCGGACACUCCGAGGAGGUGCAUUACGCCACCCCCAUAUUCCAGGAGGUGACACCAAAAGAUCGCGAAGCCUGUAAUGGUGGGAAAACUGGAUAUGUCUAUUCUGAUAUCAUCUUCUGAAAUUUAAGCUACAAACUACAUCUCAGGAUUUUCUUACAAUUUGGAGACCAGAGAACUACUGCUGCUACUGUUACAGUUGCUGCCUGUGUCACAAUUGCCUCACUCCCGGAAGCUGGAGCCCAGAAAGGGGAACAUGGACUUUGCCACAGCAGACAUUUGCUUCUCAGCGAAAACCACCACCUCCCUCCCUUCCACUGUCCCACACGUGUGCAUCUAAAUUGCUGGAUGAUAUUCACAGCCAUUCCCUGGCAGUAGGGGAAUUGUAACAUUGAUAGGUUUCUGACCUACCAUAUAGGAGGGUUAUAAUGUGAUUUAUGAGAGCCAUACAAAAUAUCUACCACACUAGCCCAAAUACCAAUC
This is a messenger RNA of Rhinolophus ferrumequinum (greater horseshoe bat), 1440 nucleotides long. RefSeq names its product mast cell immunoglobulin like receptor 1 (gene MILR1). The record is from RefSeq and is a predicted model, not a curated record. The coding region runs from base 46 to 1080 and encodes 344 amino acids. Lineage: Eukaryota; Metazoa; Chordata; Mammalia; Chiroptera; Rhinolophidae. The transcript is spliced from 9 exons.